AUGUUCGACUCGGAAGCAGAGCGGUUUGUGCCGCCAGAUGUAUUUGAUCUCGUGCUGGAUAGGCUCAAUGAACUCUCAGUCUACUCCAUACUGGACUAUGUGCACUUGAUUGGGGCGCUGGACGUUGAGUGUUUGAAAAGAUGCAUAUCGAACAAACUGACGUUCGUCAAUUACACAACCAAGACUCUGGCAGCAAUGCAUGCACUAAAAUGCACCGGUGUGCUGCUGAAUGAGUCGGCCCAAUUCGGCGUUGCAACAAGCGCAGCAACAAGCGCAGCAACAAGCGCAGCAACAAGCGCAGCACAGAAGCGAGUGGUGUAUCAGCUGGACGAGCACAGCGAUCUGACACUGAUGCCGCCUCCCACAGACGACGAGACGCUGGAAGCUGUGUACUGCGGGAGCGCAGAGAACCUGGUUGACUUCGUCAGUGACUUUUUGCAGGAGAUUUCACUUCGCGACUACCAACAUAACAAAACACAUCUGAUUGUCGAUUUGCCGGACGAAUCGCUACACGCCGGUGUCGACUUGUUCGGAGUGCUGAAACCGGCACAGCUUUGGAACAUCGAAAACGAGAUUAUCAUUUCGUUCCCCUGCGUAAAAGAACUGAAGAUCGACUACCUAGCCCUGGAUCGCUUCGUCUACGAAACCUUCCACCAAGGGGAGAAGAAAGACACAAACAAGAUUCUGAGUGCCCUCCUAGAUAGAACACAAUGGAACACGCCGGUGCUCGAAUCGCUCGUCUUUGUGGACAAGCGCGACCGUGAGGCGUGCAAUUUCAUCGAUCUGUCCACCUUGAUGCUGCGCAAGUUCCAGCAUGCAUCCAAGCAGAAGCUAUCACGAAUCCUGCAAAUCCACUCUUUUUCCAACUGGAACAUGCCUCGAAUCCAUUUUUUCUCCGGCCACCGCUUCAAAUUUGACGAAACGGCAAUGAGCAGGGCCACCGCAGAUGAAGUAUCUGCAUCGCUGCGUGAAAACAUCUCACUGUUGCGUCGGAUGGCCAUCAAUGACACCAUUGACGCAACGCCGUAUCACCGUGUUACACUGAUUCCAGCCGGGGUCAGAGCAUCCCGGAUCGUUAACUGGGUUUCUACGGCCCAGGUGCCGCUGUUUGCUCUCAGCAGCCACGAGCUAGAACAUUUAGAUUUGCAAUUGCUCAACCACAACAACGCUGCUACGCUAGUCAUCCAGGGCCUGUAUCUCCCUCGACUAUCGUCUCUUCUGCUACUAAGGCAAAGCUGCACCAUCGCCCAGUUCGACAGCGUCCCAAGUGACUGGAAAAAUAAUUGCAUCCAAGACCAGGGACAGAACCAGAACCAGAUCGUUCCGGUAACUUUUUCCUCCUGGAACGACCUAGCCAACUGCCAGCGAGUAACGAUCUGCGACACAGGGGGCGCAACCCAUAGCGAACCGAGCUACAACCCUAGAAAGGGCAUCCACGGCGAACAUCACGGAGAUAAUCGCUACGUCUUCACAAUAAAGAACCUACAAAGUGUUUUGCCAAGCUGCAAUUUGGCAAGCAGCUUCGAGACGUUCGUAAACGACGAACAGCAAUAUAUAGUAAUAUAG
Zygotorulaspora mrakii is the source of this 1566-nucleotide messenger RNA. It is a transcript of the gene BOP2, whose product is annotated as Bop2p. Bases 1 to 1566 code for a protein of 521 amino acids. The record is from RefSeq and is a predicted model, not a curated record. The transcript has a single exon. NCBI's taxonomy places the organism in Eukaryota, Fungi, Ascomycota, Saccharomycetes, Saccharomycetales, Saccharomycetaceae.